Mizuhopecten yessoensis (Yesso scallop) is the source of this 798-nucleotide messenger RNA. RefSeq lists its product as uncharacterized. Lineage: Eukaryota; Metazoa; Mollusca; Bivalvia; Pectinida; Pectinidae. The record is from RefSeq and is a predicted model, not a curated record. Bases 35 to 610 code for a protein of 191 amino acids. The transcript is spliced from 6 exons.
UGAGUUUUAUAUCGUAUCAAGAGUAACGGGAACAAUGACGUUUUCUCUGGCUUUAUUAGGAAUUUCUAUUCUACAUUUAUUAGCGACGGGAGAAGCGCAAUCUACCAAUGUAAGUGGUAUUGUGUCGCCGGUGACAGGAGGCGUUGGUGCUCCUCUUUCUCCUCAUUCAGGCACAGCCCAGAAAGUUAAGCGAGCCCAUGGAUCAGUAACGGACAUCCCCGAAGAACGUGAAAUAGGGGAGGACGUGACAACAUCGAGGGGCGGAAUAACGCAGCCGACGCCUGCCGAGGAUCCGGUCGAACAACACGACCUCAGUCCGGGAGCGGGAGCCCAGACGACGACCCCUAUGAAUGGACAUACUGCUGCACGUCAUUUUGGAACAACAAUGCCAUACCAGCAUCACCCCUUCGCAACAACAGAGGAGGUCGAACCAGAGGACCUUCUACCAGGAUUGGGGAACUGUCCACUGUUUGAAGAUGUCACAAAGGAGCAUCAUGUUAUCAUCCGACACGAAAACUGCGAAAUAUUUGUAUCCCAUGACGAUUCCAUACGAUGGUUCGGAGAGCCUGGAUUAAGUCCACCUUCUGUCUACGUACGGAACUUUGUAUGACGUCUUACAACAGCGUCUAUGUCAUGGAAUAAUCAUUGUUGAUCGCGCGUAGUUUAUUGUGUAUGUGUCACAAAAAAGAUCGAAAUAUGUGUUUUGUUAAAGCUUGACAAUUACAUACGUCAAAAGUGAAAAUAUGUACUGUUGCUUCACCAAUUGCAUUUUAGUCGUCUUAAUAAAUAAAUUCCAUA